Panicum virgatum (switchgrass) is the source of this 1991-nucleotide messenger RNA. RefSeq lists its product as uncharacterized. The coding region runs from base 333 to 1565 and encodes 410 amino acids. The transcript has 12 exons. NCBI's taxonomy places the organism in Eukaryota, Viridiplantae, Streptophyta, Magnoliopsida, Poales, Poaceae. The record is from RefSeq and is a predicted model, not a curated record.
UCAAAAUGCUAAUUUCUUCAGGAUUAGGCCACAAGUUUUCAGUCAUGCACAAGUUACAGGAGGUGGGGAAUAAAGUGAAAAAUCUAGUUGCGAGAUUGUUGACGUGUCUCCUCCGGGCAUGUGAGCUCUCAGCUGUUUGAUGUGGAUGUGAUGCUCGUGAGAGACUUAAUUGGUUCCCUCUGUUAGUUGGCAUUUAUUUGACUAAAUCACCGCACCUUGUUUGCCUGUUCAGUUUCUUUUCUUUUUACCUUUUCCCAAUUCAUUUGCACCGUUGAUCUUGCUUAUGUGUUCAAGUGGAUUCUGCAAGAGGUGCCACCUGGUAUGCCCUGGAGAUGGGGUGCUUCAAUUCUAAGCCAAAUGAUGCUGGUGCGAUCAGAAGAAGACCUGGGAACAUAGGAGAGGUGGCUGUGUUUAUACCCGGAUUGCGAGUUCCUGAGAGCUUGGAGCUAUCGCAGCCGCUAAGCGAUGGUUUCCCGAGGAGGCUGGCUGAACGUUUGGCUGCGUUGAGGAGCCGAAUAGUGGUCAUGGCUGCUCAUGAGGCACUGUCAGUGACCAGGCCCAGGAAGCGCACCUUCACACAGCAUGGAGGAUCUACAUCAGCUGAUCUUCUGCAGGCUUUGGAAGAGUACUUGCCAGUUCUCCUAGGACUGGUGAAAGAGGGGAGCAACUUGGAAGAUAAGAUACAGUUUUCUUGGAUGAACCAAGAGGAUGAUGCAGAGGAGACGGCAUUGCCCAGUUCUUGGUAUGAGGUGUUGUCGGUUUUGCACAUGAUGGCUAUGCUGCGUUUAUCUCAAGCAAAUUCCCUGCUUCUUCCAAAGACAUCGCUUGAGGGAUACCAUACUAAAGUAUCUGAAGAUAACAAACGAGCUUCCGUUGAAAUAUUUCUCAAGGCAUCUGGGUUCUUGGAGUGUGCUAUCCAACAUGUUCUUCCUAGGAUAUCCCCAGAAAAUAGGAAAGGUCUCCCAGUGGACUUAUCUGAAGGAGUCCUGAAAGCUAUCUGCAUGCAAGCUCUUGGUCAAGCAAUUGAUGUCCAACUUGGGUUGGCAAUUGACAGUCCAAAGGCUACCCUGGCAGUGAAAAGGAGGUUAGCAUGUGAGAUGGUCAAGUGCUGGCAGCAGGCACACGAAAGUAUGGCGGAUUUACCUCUAAUUGAUAGCUGGGGUGAGAAGCACAGGCUAUUUGUGAAGUGGAAGUACAUCGAAGCAAAAGCUGCCGCGUACUAUUAUCAUGGUCUCAUCCUUGACGAAGGCAACACGGAGAAAUCCCGCAGGAUGGCCGUCGCAGCAUUGCAAUCUGCAGAGGAGUUGCUCAAGGAGAGCAAAGAUGUAGCAGAAGCCUUCCAUGCAGCACCUCCUGUUUCGAGAAGCCCUCCUGUUUGUGGAUCGAUGAAGUAUCUUCAUGACAAGAUCCAGAAGGACUCGUCCUGCAAAGUUCGCAUCAACAAGGACCUCUACAGCAACGACAGCAUCCAUGAGGCGGUGCCGCCGCUGCCGGACUUCGCGGUGGCUCUGAAACCCGAGGAGUAUCGGCUGCCUGCUGUCACAGUGGACGCAGCAAAUGGCUAGGGCAAGCUGCACAACGAUGAUCACCAUGUAAAGAGAUCGAUUUGAGUUGUGUAUGUAUGUAAAGAGAUCCAGGGCACCCAAGGGACUAUAGUAGGGCUCCCAUGACCACUUUCAUUUCUUUGGAUUGGAUUACCUAACAGCUUUUUACUAGCACAGAAUAACAACCAAUGUUCUUCACUUCUUCAGGAAUAGGGUAGUGAUAACAACAUGAUGAUCUGUAGUGUGCAAAUUGGUGAUCCUUAGAUGCAUCUCCAACCCUCUUUCAUUCAAAGUUUUAUACUAAUUAUCCAAAAUGAGAUCUGAUUUUAGAGAAAUAGUACAAAAUUUUAAACUAAAGAGGGUUAGAGGUGGAUCUAAGGAUCACUAAUUAACACCUCUAACGAUCUGUGUCCAUCCGUAUUAAUCAGUGUCAUGACAGUUAGUUGA